ACGAGCAUUAAGAAUGAUCUUCUAAGAAAUAGAGUUAUAACCUCGCUCAUUCAGAGAGUUUUGUUGACUUCGCUUUUGGCUAUUGCAGUAAACACCCCUUUAACCGUUUGGCACACUUCUCAUGCCAUUUUUUUUCUUGUUCCGGUUGUUAUUAAAUUUCUCCAAACCCGAAUAGUUUUGAAUCCAUGCCGGUAGCGAAAGUGACCAAGGAUGACUCCGCGAUCCCAAACGUGCAAAAGCCGGCGCAUUUUAUCCGUUCUCGGUCGUGUGGUGAUUUUUCGACGUUUGAUCCUGCGUUUGAUAAUGCUGCGAAACGAGCUAUCGAGAAGAGAUUAUAUGCCAAGCGUUUUAGGUCCUUUAUGCGACAGAUGGCACUGUUGUCUGUUGCCCGCAACCUGCUUUCAAUCACAGCCUUGGCCUGCAUUUUUAUACGAAUCCAGUCUCUCGGCAAUCAAGAAAACCAGGAACAAGAAAACCAAGAGAAGCCUGCUCAGCUGCCCUUCCUCAUAAGUUAUCUGUAUGUCCCUGAAGGAGUCGGCAACGGGCUCUCGCUAGUCGAUUUAGGGUACACCUUUCUGCUCUGGUACUAUUCGCGCAGGAUGUAUGGACAGUGGUUCUUUUCGGCCGACAGUGUGCGGGAAGACAUGUGGCUUUCCGUAGGCUGCAGUGAAAGUGCCAUCCUGAAAUUGGUUAUAGAUCUGCAGUUAGCGGUAGUCAUUGUAGCCACUGUCAGCAUGGUGAUGCUAGCGGGGAUCAUCGAGUUCUCUUAUCCGGGAUUUUUUCUCGCGCUCUGGUUCCAUGUUAUCUGCGAAUUGUGGCAUUAUAAUACCGUCAAUGUUGCACUUUACGAAUCGUACGUGGUUCUCCUCCCCUGUGUCGGCUUAGCGGUGUGUAGCUGCAUUACCACUUGGAAGUGCCGUCGAGUAAUUCUCCAGUUUCGACAAAUCUUCUGGGCCGAGAUGCAAGCCGAUAUUAACUUUGACCCGACGGACUGCUUAUACAGGAAUUUUCUUGUGUUUUUCUACCGAGCGCGCCACAUUGUACUUAACCAUCGCUCAUUUUGGUCGGUCAUUUGGAUGCUGUCUUUGAUAUUCUCCGGCGAAGAGAAAUCGUCUGCAGUAAUGACGGAAGACUAACCCGCGUGAACGGUCUGAUGUCCUACAAUUCCUUAAACCUUUCACCGAUGCGAACUUCUACAGUACCAGUUCUGCAAAUUAGUUUCUUUAAUUUAUUGUGUGCAUCGUUUG
Paramacrobiotus metropolitanus is the source of this 1247-nucleotide messenger RNA. RefSeq lists its product as uncharacterized. The transcript is spliced from 2 exons. The coding region runs from base 186 to 1136 and encodes 316 amino acids. Lineage: Eukaryota; Metazoa; Tardigrada; Eutardigrada; Parachela; Macrobiotidae. The record is from RefSeq and is a predicted model, not a curated record.